Molecule: messenger RNA, 662 nt
Organism: Aureobasidium pullulans EXF-150
Lineage: Eukaryota; Fungi; Ascomycota; Dothideomycetes; Dothideales; Saccotheciaceae
Product: WSC-domain-containing protein
Exons: 3
Coding region: 124-582 (152 amino acids)
Source: RefSeq, a predicted model, not a curated record
AGUUUGAGCCAGCAGCUUAGCAUCGAUGUUGCUCAGGUUCCAGCUUGUGCUCAAAACUGUGCCAAACAACUCCCUGCCGAGUGCGAAGGCAACCCUCAAUGUAUCUGCAGCCACCCCGAAUUCAUGAAUGACAUGGCCUGCUGUGUCGCUUCUGCUUGUUCGUCUGCAGACCUCAUUCUGACUCAGCAAUUCUCUGGUCAGCUCUGUGGUAUUGUUGGCGAAUCUCUUCCCGCAAAACCUACCUGUACCACCACUGUCAAGCCCGUGGCCAAUCCCAACUGGACUUAUGUUGGCUGCUACAGCGAGGCCACCAACUACAACCGUGCCUUGAAUUCGACCUACUUCAUCGACAGUAAUGCUAUGACUCCUUCCUCUUGCCAGUCUUUCUGCAAGGCUCGUGGUUGGAAGUUUGCCGGUGUUGAAUUUGGUCAAGAGUGCUGGUGCGGUAAUGCUAUUCAAUUGAUCAAUGGAGCAAAGAAGUUGGCAGACGACACUUCUUGCAACAGAAACUGUGCUGGUGAUAAUACCAAGAAGUGUGGUGGUUCUGCCACUCUCAACAUCUACAAGUCUCCUUCAAUCUAAGAUAUUCUUGCUCUCUCGAUCACUCAGCAGAAUAGUAUCUUUAUGUAUAGAUAAAUACAAACAAUAAAAUUCGAGCGCUG